This is a messenger RNA of Entrophospora sp. SA101, 138 nucleotides long. NCBI's taxonomy places the organism in Eukaryota, Fungi, Glomeromycota, Glomeromycetes, Entrophosporales, Entrophosporaceae. The record is from the annotation of a GenBank genome assembly.
AUGCCGCAAAAAUUGGGCAAAAAACAAGCUUGUGGAAAUAAUCGCUUGUGUGAUCUUUAUUAUCAUAAAGCUAUUUCUCAAAAGAAUGCAGGUAAAUGUGAAGAAGCAUUGGACUCGAUUGAAAAAGCUAUGAGAUGA